AUGGGGGCACACGUGUCCCUGGUCCAGGCCACACUUAUUCACCACGCGUCUCUCCCUCUUCCCUUGUCUCUCCCUCGUCCCUCUCCUCUCCCUCUUCCCUCUCUCCCUCUUCCCUCUCCUCUCCCUCUUCCCUCUCCUCUCCCUCUUCCCACUCCUCUCCCUCUUCCCUCUCCUCUCCCUCUUCCGUCUCCUCUCCCACUUCCGUCUUCUCUCCCCCCUCCUUUUCCCCGGCUUCCCCACCCCCAUUCAGCAUGCGGCCACAUGUUGUACUUCUGGCACUUUGCUGGCACUUCCCCGGGAGCAGAGCUGGCGCACGCAAGGGGAGUGGAGGGGCGCGCAAGGGGAGUGGAGGGGCGCGCAAGGGGAGUGGAGGGGCGCGUCAUGGGGAGUGGAGGGGAGCGUCAUGGGGAGUGGAGGGGCGCGCCAUGGGGAGUGGAGGGGCGCGCCAUGGGGAGUGGAGGGGCGCGCCAUGGGGAGUGGAGGGGCGCGUCAUGGGGAGUGGAGGGGCGCGCCAUGGGGAGUGGAGGGGCGCGCCAUGGGGAGUGGAGGGGCGCGCCAUGGGGAGUGGAGGGGCGCGCCAUGGGGAGUGGAGGGGCGCGCCAUGGGGAGUGGAGGGGCGCGCCAUGGGGAGUGGAGGGGCGCGCCAUGGGGACCUUCUCGCCCUCCUCGCCCCCAUGGCUUGAGGCAGAGGCAAAGCCCCAGAGCAGAGGUGUAGGGCGCAAGAGCGAGGGUGGAGGUGUAGGGGAUGCGAGAGGGGAGGGGCUAUUGGGUGUGCUGGAUGGCUGCUGCACCGCUUCCUCUCCGCUGCCUUCCCUGCCGACUACCGUGCGCGCCUCAGGGCAGGGACAUGCUGCAGGAGGAGGAGGGGGCCAUGGGCGCCGUCUCGUCCUUCCAUCCAGCCCUUCCAUGCAUGAUGCUGACACGACACCAGGGGGAAGUGGUGGUGGUGCAGCGCGCCAAAGAGACGUCGCUGAGGAGGAGGAGGAGGAGGAGGAGGAGGAGGAGGAGGAGGAGGAGGAGGAGGAGGAGGAGGAGGAGGAGGAGGAGGAGGAGGAGGAGGAGGAGGAGGAGGAGGAGGAUAGGGCCAUGGGGCACCAUCUUGACCUCCACGCCCCCCGCGACAGAGGGCAGCGGCGCGGCAGAGGGCAGAGGGGCGGCAGAGGGCAGAGGGACAGCAGAGGGCAGAGGGGCGGCAGAGGGCAGAGGGGCAGCAGAGGGCAGAGGGGCGGCAGAGGGCAGAGGGGCAGCAGAGGGCAGAGGGGCGGCAGAGGGCAGAGCGACAGCAGUCUGGUCUGGGCUUCCUAUUCAAUCCUUCUCUUCUCUUCAUUCCCUCUCUUUCCCCUUCAUUCCCUCUCCUUCCCCUUCAUUCCCUCUCUUUCCUCUUCCCUCCUCUCGUUCCUCUUCCUCUUUCCUCUUCAUGAAAUGCCCUCCUCUGGCGGUUCUGGUGGCACAGCUUUAGUGCCUCGGAAUCUGGAGGCACAUUGUGAUGGCGGGUUGUGA
Molecule: messenger RNA, 1500 nt
Organism: Closterium sp. Naga37s-1
Lineage: Eukaryota; Viridiplantae; Streptophyta; Zygnematophyceae; Desmidiales; Closteriaceae
Source: the annotation of a GenBank genome assembly